This is a messenger RNA of Emiliania huxleyi CCMP1516, 705 nucleotides long. RefSeq lists its product as hypothetical. The transcript has 5 exons. NCBI's taxonomy places the organism in Eukaryota, Haptophyta, Isochrysidales, Noelaerhabdaceae. The record is from RefSeq and is a predicted model, not a curated record. Gene Ontology annotation, molecular function: sulfuric ester hydrolase activity. The coding region runs from base 1 to 705 and encodes 234 amino acids.
AUGUCGAUCCCUGCCCACUCCCGAGCGUGUGCACGUGACAAGCCCUUCCGGGAGGAUGGUCAAGCCCUUCGCCUGAACGAAAAGCCGAAUGCGGGCGACAUCACCGGGUCGCACAGCUACACGAACUACACCAGCGAGGUCCACGAGUGUGCCUCGCUCGGCACGUGCGGCUACGUCGAUGAUCAACCGUUCAUUCAACUCGUCGCGGGUCGUCGGAUCGCAGCUCUACAAUGCACGCGGCCGGCGACGGAGGCGGCAGAGGGGCCGGAGGACAAGUGGCGAUAUCCCGACGGCAAGAUGACGAUUAAGGGGUCGUGGGCCAAGCACUCGAUGUACGAGACGGACCUGCAUGUGCCGAUGAUGAUCAAGGCGCCCGGCUACUCCCCAGCGCGCGUUCCGGCUAUGGUGGAGAACAUCGACCUCUACCCGACCAUCCUCGACCUCAUCGGCGUCCCUGCGCCGUCGCACGUGCAAGGCACAUCACUGUACCUCGACAGCGACACAAUCCGUUACGAGGACGAGCAAUUCUCCGAGUACUGCAGCCACACUUGUUGGACCAUCGAUACGUGCAGGCAGUCGUGCAGGGAGAACUUGAACCGCGCCGACGAUCCCUCCUACUCAAGGAAGAUGACUCAGAUGCGAAGCGACUUGCAAGCUCACAAGAAGUCGCGAGGGUCACCGGGCUACUACGUACUAGAGCCGUAG